Messenger RNA from Monodelphis domestica (gray short-tailed opossum), 5371 nucleotides. RefSeq names its product NOP2/Sun RNA methyltransferase 6 (gene NSUN6). The record is from RefSeq and is a predicted model, not a curated record. Lineage: Eukaryota; Metazoa; Chordata; Mammalia; Didelphimorphia; Didelphidae. Gene Ontology annotation, biological process: RNA methylation. Gene Ontology annotation, molecular function: RNA methyltransferase activity; RNA binding.
UUCUCGACCCAAUUUCUGAGAUUUGAGGUGACACCCCUGUCUUUCCCUUCUAUUCCCUGGAGUCCAAGAAAACUAAAUCAAAAACCCUGCUGCCAUGUGUCACAAAUUCAUAAAUGGAAACUGGCUACAGUAACUCUUGGUCUUGGAGGAAAAAGUGAAAUUUUGAAGCAAUCACUUCGUUAAAAGAGCCAAUCCACCUUCUGAGGUUCUCCAACUCUGUUUGGUACGGAGUGGGAGUUCCUCUUCCCUGUCUGUCCUCCCUGGAUCAGGAGAAUGUUCCCCACCAAGGGCUCAACGCUCAAGAAGCUUUAACUACUACACAGGAAACAGGACCCAUGACAGGAAGCGUUCCCGUCUCCCUCGGCGUAAUGAUACGUGGCUACGCUAGCGUGAUGACGUCAGCAUGUUAGCGUCCUUCCGCGGGUCAUCUCCGGCACCUCCUGGAAAAGUAGCUUGUUUGGCGGUGCCCUCUGAUCGUGUUUUGUUGUUGCUCCUGGCAUCGUAGACCCUCUGUCUACGAUCCCCUUUGUUGGGCGGAUCUGAGCCGUGGGCCAGCGACGCCGAGGCUGCUGCCAUCGCUCGUGUGAGAGGAGGCUGGAAGAAGCCCCGGUGCGCGCUCCUGGGCCCAAGGCGCGUUCCCGACCGGCGUGGCACAGAUUUGCGCUGCGGGUCCAGCCAUCCAUCCGAGUCUGUGGGGAGGGAGGAGGCACAUGUGUUCGUGUUUAAAGCAAAAACAAACCUAAACCAUCAGAUGGUCUAAAGAAAAGAAAAAAAAAAUCCUCUUCAUUUUUUUAUCUGUGGAAAGGGAUAAAAAUAAGAAAAAUGUCCCUUUUCCCAAAUAUAUCCUUGAGGCCUGAAGUCGAAGACUACCUCAGGUCGAGCUUUAAGAAUGAGGAGGUAGGUGGACAGGGAAGUGGUUAGAAUGGGUUGGUUCAGAGCGGCCCAGGCCGCAGGACAUUGGAGGGAUAAGAAGCCGAGACCCCCGAGGAAGUUCGGUGGUGAGGGACUGUACCAGACUUCCCAGCACUGACCAGAGGGCCAGCGGAAAAGAGAUCCGGGCCAGAAACGCAUCUUUGAAAUCACGUGUUGCAAGAACAAGGGAGAGAUUAUUUUAAAAAGGAAGUUGAGUUGUAAACACCACAAUUUCUGGUGCAGUUUUUGCCUCGUAUGGCAACUGCUUUAGGUGUGCAGGAAGCAGAAAGGAAAUUUGAAGCCUUGUUAAAUCACUUGUCACAUCCACCAGCAUUCACAACUGUUAGAGUGAAUACUCAUUUAGUGUCUGUGAAACAUGUGAAAGAUUUGCUGCUUGAAGAAAUACAUAAGCAAUUUAAUGGAUUAAGUGUUCCAAUUCUUCAGCACCCAGAUGUUCAAGAUGUAUUACUUAUUCCUGUAAUUGGACCCAGGAAUAAUAUAAAUAAACAGCUGCUUGAAGUCAUUGUAGGAGCCCAUUGUGGUAAUGCCGUGCUCAGAGGAGCACAUGUCUAUGUUCCAGGAAUCAUGUCUGCUUCAAAAUUUAUGAAAGCUGGAGAUGUUGUCUCUGUUUAUUCUGAUAUUGAAGGAAAAUGUAAAAAAGGAGCUAAAGAGUUCAGUGGAAAAAAAGUAUUUCUUGGAAAUGGGAUUUCUGAACUUAGUCGCAAUGAAAUUUUCAGUUUGAACAGCCCACUAAAAGGCAUAGGUAUACGAAUGACAGAACCAGUGUAUCUUAGCCCUUCAUUUGACAACGUACUGUCUAGUUCCUUGUUUUUGCAGAAUUUACCUUCGGUGGUGGUAAGCCAUGUUUUGAAUCCUCAGCCUGGAGAGAAGAUUCUGGAUAUGUGUGCAGCACCUGGAGGAAAAACAACCCAUAUUGCAGCAUUAAUGCGUGAUCAGGGUGAAGUAAUAGCAAUGGACAAAAUACCCAGUAAAGUAGAAAAAAUAAAACAGAAUGCUGCAUUAUUACAACUGAACUGCAUCAGGGCCUUCUGCUGUAAUGGAACAAAGGCACUUGGGAAGAUAGAGGAUGGACAAGGGGGACCACCAUUCUCACCCGAAUCCUUUGAUCGAAUUCUUCUUGAUGCCCCCUGCAGUGGGAUGGGGCAGAGACCAAACAUGACUUAUACUUGGACUCUAAAGGAAGUGAUGUCUUACCAGCCAUUACAAAGGAAACUCUUUACUGUGGCAGUUCAGCUUCUUAAGCCAGGGGGUGUGCUGGUCUAUAGCACAUGUACAAUAACACUAGCAGAAAAUGAAGAACAGGUGGCUUGGGCUCUCACAGCUUUUCCUUGUCUUCAGCUUCAGUCCCAGGAACCACAUAUUGGAGGAGAAGGAAUGAUGGGGGCUGGCCUAUCACUUGAACAACUGAAACAGCUGCAGCGUUUUGAUCCAUCCAUUAUACCAUUAAAGUCCACUGACAUAACCUCUAUUAGAGAAGCCAGGAGAGAAGACAUGAUUUGGUUAGCAAAUAAGGACUGUAUAGGGUUUUUUAUUGCAAAAUUUGUAAAACGUGAAAGCAUUUAGGAAAAGAAUGAUUAGAAGUCAAAAUUCCACUUGGUGUUUGCUACAUAAAAUAUUAUUGCUGCAUUGUUGUUGGAUCCAGUCUGAUAUGAUUGCUAUAGAAGCAAGAAAAUCUUGCCAAUGAAGAGUCACAGGUUAAAGAAGUCAAAGAGGUAGAGUGAAAUUAUGUUUAUAAAGGAUUCUUUUUUAUUUAUAAUGUCUUUCACAGACUACAAAGAAAGAAGAAACCUUCAAAUGUAUGAAAUUUUCUUCUUUGCUGGUCUGCCUUUGUUUAUAAGGAAUGUGCUAUAGUAAAUUGCAAACUAUAUUUUCUAUACCUUUUUUACAUUCAAAUUUAACUUAAACAAACCAACCAAAAACCCCAUUCCUUCUGACCUGGAACCAAUAUUGGUUCUAUGGCAGACGAGUGGUAUAGGCUAGGUAGUUGGGGCUAAGUGACUUGUCCAGGGUCACACAGCAUAAAGCAUCUACCCAGCUGCCCUCUCCCCCUUUUUAAAUGUUUACAAUCUGUUUUAGAAUUAAUACUAUUAUAAUAAGCAGAGAAAAUAUUGUAUUUUGAUUGACAGAGACAUGUGACAUAGAAUCACAUGAGAGCCUGGGUCAAGAUUCCAAGGAGGGUGUGGUACCAACUGAAAACAGUCUUCUUGCUGAAAAUUUUGAUUGUAGCUAUAAUUUCCACCUAUCUACAAGAUAUCUGGCCCCUGUGAGAUACUAGCCUGAGGAGAGAGACUGCUUGCACAGGCUGCUGGCAGCUAGAGUGAAGAUAGAGAAAAGGACCAUCAAUCUCUACUGGGAACAGAUUUGGACUUUACCUCUGGGAUCUUGGCCUAUACCUGGACUCUGUUUAUGAGGUCUGUUUGGGGAGAACUUAACUUAUUUAGCUUAGGAAGGUAGCCAAUAGGAGAGUUAUUAGGGGGAAUUAGUUUAAGGGAUAAGAUUUAGAAAUUUCCCUUCUCCUUGUUACCCUCAUUCCUAUCCUAUUUCCCCAUUAAUAAACUCAAAAUAUUUAGAUGUUACCUCUUGUUUCUUCCCCUUAAAGAUCCCUUAAUAACAGUUCGCAGAGCUGGGUAGGUUAUAUUUAUUAAUUAUUGUUAAUUAUUUGCUUAAUUUUAAGAUUACGUAUAAUGAAUAUAUUUAGAGGAAAAUUCAGUUGAGCCAACAUUCUAAAAUCUCUCUGAGCUGCCAGGGGCUCAGAGGGAAGGCCUAAUGGAAUUCUGGGGGCUUGGCUUGCCUAGGGGAGCCAUUUUGAAUGCACCAUGUGCUCCUGGUGGCCAUCUUGGGGCAGCCAUCUUGGAGUGGCCAUUUUGAAAAAAAGUUUUUUAUAAUUUUGCAUAAUUUUUAAUAGCUUACAUAUUAUAUGUUUAUUGGAUACUGUAAUACCACCUAUACUGGUAUUAAUUCUAUAUUACUGGUUGAUGUAAACAUGUCCUCAGACAUGUUAGGCACAAUUUUAUUGUUAAUGUGGGAGUACAUAUUGUACAUCACUUAUGUUAUAUUUGUUGGUUUCCCAAGCAUAUGCCACCUGAUAUUGGAGUUUGAUUAGAUGAAAUCAGUCAUGGAAGUCAAGCUAAUUGAUGUAUUUGCUCAUGUUCCCCUAAGUAUGAUCUGCUGUUUUGUCCUGUAUAAGCCCCGUGCACCUGUGUUUGUUUUUGGGAAAUGACUAAAGGUAAUAAUCAUGUGGUUCACUAAGGAUUCUGAGUUAAAGGUCAUGGUAAUCCAUUUGAGAUACCAACCUGACAAUAUGGAACAUUAUAUAAACAACUUACAUAUAAACCAGAGGUUUGGAAACAAUGCUGACAAUAACAACAACAUCAAUUAUAACAACAAUAAUAAUGAUAAAAAUAAAUAUCAACAAUAAUAAAUCAUUAAGCAGACUAGGACAAGAAGAGGCAACAGGAAAGGUCAAUCUAUGUCCCCUUAGAGAUCUACCAAUAGUAACAAAGAAUGAAAUACACAAAGUAAAAACCCAUAAGAGAUAUUCUCCAGAGGACCUCAAAUCAAUAAAGAGAAGAACUCCAAAUUUUAGCAAUGAACCUAACAAGGUUAUUAAGGAGAUGAUUUUGCCCUCCUUAUGAAGGAAGUACUCACAAAGAGAGAGAGGAAUAAGUUCAUAAAAGAAACUAGAUCAGAUCUUCUUUUGCAAUCAUGGCCAGAAAAUUGUAAACUUGACACAGUUGAUGAUGGGGUAUAUGAAGAACUUAUUGAAGGCAGGGAUACCAUAUUGGAAGUCAUGGGGCUAUAUACAAAAUGGCCUAAUGCAUGGUCCAAGUUGGAGGCCAUUAAGCAAUAUCAGAAGCACCUGCAUUUUUCCUCGAGAGGAUAACCAAAGCAGCCGAAACUUUCCUGGAAAUGGAUGCACUUGAUGAAGGCACCAUUGUCCACAUCAAGCAUAUUUUUGUCAAGAAUGCUGUGCCAAAGGUUAGGCAUUUCUUUAAAUCCAAUUACCCAGAUUGGGAAGAGCUUGAUUUGGAGGAAUUGAAGAGAAAAGCCACGUAUUUAACCAAUGACCCUGAAGAGAAAAAUGAUGAAAGAGACUCCACUGUAGAGGAUUUAAAAAGAAAAUUGAGGGAAGCUGAAUUAAAGGCGAAGGAAAGAGAUUAAGGAGGUAAAAGCAGUAGCUGCUUUGAGAUCUGUGUAGCCAAGAAACAACAUACGCCUAGUGAAAGAAGUUCUAAAGCAUAAGAAUGACAAAUUUAACUUUAAUAAAUGAACCAUCACUUGGUUAUAUUAAAAAAUACUGUUCUCAAAUUUGUUAAUGCUAUCAAUGCACAAGGAAUUCAUGUUUCUAUACAUUUUGUUCAGUUUUUUUUUUCCCCCAGCGGUUAUUUGGUAAAUCGUAUCUCUUGUAACUGAAAUAAAGUUAAUGGUAUUUCUGGAA